GAAAAUAUCAGAAUUUUCGGAGGAAAAUGAUGUUAAAUUAUUGUUAAAAACAAAAGAAAAUAGAAAAUACUAUUUUUCUGAAAGAAAAUGACAGAAAAAACGGAAAAAGACAAGAAUUGGAAAAUAUCAAAGAAAACAAAGACUGGUUCAAUAAGCACGACAGAUGGAACGUCAGAUAUUUUGGACAUCGUUCAACCUCCACUCAUCGGCAGAGGUUUUUGCAGAGAUGAACCAUUAUCACAAACAGGAAAAAGGUUACAGUUAAUCAAAAUGUUGUGUUUGACUGUACUACCUAUCUUAGGGUUAUGGGGAUACACAGUAUAUACUCUGGCAGAUAGUAUAAACAGCAGAGAAGAAAAUAACAAGCAACGUUCUUCUGUAUACUAUAGUAUCGAUGUGGGUCAACUGGUACAUCGUUUACAAGUCGAAAGGGAUAUGAGUGUAUUGUAUCUAAGUGCCCUGGGACCAGAAACACGGACAUUCCUGUUAGCAGAAUACUUCAAUACGGAUAGAACUAUUGAUCGGUUGUCGUACUGGCCCGGUGAUCUCGACAAGGCCAAUGGUGCUAUGUUCUUGUCGAAAUCGAGUUUUCAAGACUAUCUUGCAGGGCAUCGACAAAUUUUGAGUCCAGACAGAUUUUCAAUUCAAGAUGAAAUUGAUUUUUACUCCAGAAUCAUUGAUACAACAAUUUAUUGGUUAUACAAUACAAUUACGGAAUCUAAAUUUUCUCUGGUCUGGAAAAUUCUCGUCGCGUAUCAAAAACUUGCAAGUGCAAAGGAAAAUGUUGGUGUUGAAAGAGCUCUUGGUACCAUGUUUUAUUCUCAAGGUGGAUUUGAAUCACAUUCUUAUUUCGAAAUGUAUAACAAAAAAUUGCACAGCUUUCGGGCUCAUAUGAAAACCGCAGGCAUGUACUCCGAAUUUGUUGGUCAAAUAUACAAUGUAGGUCUUCAAAAUACUGGGACUAAUAUUACUUCCAUCAUCGAAGCUUUCAGGAAAGAGAUUCAAACAUCCGUUGAAAAUACAACCGUUCUUGACAUGCGUAAAUCUAGAUAUUGGUUUGAUAACAUGACCAUAUACCUCGAUACUUUGCUAGAUAUCCAAACUCAGAUGGCACAGAAAGUUAUCAGUAUUCUAGAUUUGGCUAUAGAUAAUUUAACAACUGACUUGGCUGUUAACGCCGUUUUACUGGUUGUUGUUAUUUUGAUGUGUCCUUUGGUUAUCAUGGCAACUGAAAGUUUGACCAGUAGUAUUCAGAUAUAUGCCUUAACGCUUGUUGACAAAACAAAAGAAUUGACUAAUGAAAAAGAACGUACAGAUGGACUGUUAUAUCAAAUGGUACCGAAACAAGUUGCAAAUCGGCUUAAGCGGCAAAAGAAAGUAGAGGCAGAAUAUUUCAAGACAGUGACUAUAUGUUUUUCUGAUGUCCAUGGAUUUGAUCGUAUAACAGUAGAGCUUACACCCAUGGAAAUAGUUAAACUUCUUAACUCCCUCCAUAGUACAGUUGAUAAUAUCUUGGAUGAUUUUGAUGCGUAUAAAGUAGAAACAAUUAAUGAUUGCUACAUGGUAGCUUCAGGUUUACCUCAACGAAACAAGGAUCGCCAUGCAUCAGAAAUUGCUAACUUUGCACUAAAAAUGCUUAACACUGUAUCAGAGAUGAAGUUUUGCAGUGGACACCGGUCAAUUGAACUCAGAAUUGGAAUAAAUUCUGGUCCUUGUAUGGCAGGUAUUGUGGGAUCAAUGAUGCCAAGAUAUUGUCUGUUUGGAGACACAGUUAACACAGCAUCAAGAAUGAAGGCUUAUAGCAGUCCCAACAAGAUUCACAUUAGUACUUCAACAUACUUACUACUAAGUAAACUAAAGAAAUUUCAAAUGAAGAAGCGGGGAAGUGUUUCUGUUAAGGGAAAGGGUAACAUGAUAACAUAUUGGCUUGUGAAGAGCACAGAUAGUUCUGACUCUAAAGAUGUUGAUCUCUGCUCUGAUGAUGACUCAUGUAAGCAGGAUAAUGAGAGCGGUGAAGAAGCCGAACUUCCAGGAGAAAUAACAACAGUAGAGGACCCCCUGUAUAGUGCCUCCCUUAAUUAUCCCAUGCCAGGCAGACAUACUAAAUGCUCCAAUAAAGAUGAAGGUAAAAACAUGGCAAGAGUGGCUCCUACAGUAUCAGAAAAGGGAAAGAGGGUUUCACCUAAAAUGAAAGAAGAAGAAGACGACGACGAUGACGACGAUGAAGACGAUAAAGAUGACGACAAAGAUUAAAGUUGUGUAUUUAGUAUUAUUUAGAGUUGUAUCCAUCCAUCUUAUUAUCUUUAUUAUCAUAUUUUUUCUCUUAUCGUCAAUGUCUUAAUUGCUCAUCAAUCAACAGAGGUGAACAUAUGGAUUUUAUUAUUUCAGUAAUGGUUUUGGUUACGAAUCGAUUCUUAUAUUUUUGUUUCUUCGUAUUUCUCCACAAUGGAGGCAAUAAUCUUGAUUUCAAUUGCAUUAGAUGGAACACUACUAUUUCUCAGCCCAUGCAUACAGAUUGCAUAUGUGACAUUGAACUGUUUUGCAAGAAGAGUGAAAAGUAUAAUACUGUUAAAUAGAUCAAGAUUAAAUUUGAUAAUGAGUAUGAUAUAGUAGUCGUUUGUAAGGUUUUAAGAAACACUGAAAUAAUUGUCAGCUUUGAGUUACUUACAUAUAUGGUACAAUACACAUGAUAUCUUGG
Messenger RNA from Mytilus trossulus (common blue mussel), 2698 nucleotides. RefSeq lists its product as uncharacterized. NCBI's taxonomy places the organism in Eukaryota, Metazoa, Mollusca, Bivalvia, Mytilida, Mytilidae. The transcript is spliced from 8 exons. The coding region runs from base 88 to 2253 and encodes 721 amino acids. The record is from RefSeq and is a predicted model, not a curated record. Gene Ontology annotation, biological process: receptor guanylyl cyclase signaling pathway; intracellular signal transduction; cGMP biosynthetic process. Gene Ontology annotation, cellular component: plasma membrane. Gene Ontology annotation, molecular function: guanylate cyclase activity; peptide receptor activity; adenylate cyclase activity.